UGAAUGUGAAUGUGAAUGUGAAUGUGAGUUAUCAUAAAAUUAAAAUUUUCUUUAAAAGAGAAAAUUCAAAGAUUGUUGUGAUAGGGAUUGGAAAAUCCAAAUUAUGAUAAUUAAGGUAGGAGUAUUUUACUUUUCAUUAGUAUUUUAACUUUCUUGUGAUGCAUAAAUGUUUCUCAACUCGAUGGCAUGAUCUGUUUUAUCAUAGUAACUAGCAUCUUUGCCAGACCCGUUGAUCGGGUUUGAUUAUUUGAUUAAACAUCAAUUUAAUUCUUGAGUUAGUUUUUAAUCUUUGAUGAUCUAAAAAGGUUAAAAACUAAUACUAAAAAUUUAAGAUAAUCGAAACCUAAAUCCUUUAUAAGCAAGCAACAUAAAUAAAAAUAACUCACUAAAAGUUGAACAAUCCGUGAGGGAUCCCAUACGGCAAGUGGUCUGGUUUUAGGAGAGGGGGGGGGGGGGGGUGGGUGGGGUAGAGCAUGGAGUAAUGUAUGGCGGUCUUACGAUGCUUGUAGAGUUAUCGACCUUACGAGAUGCUAUCCAGUGGUGCCAUCAACGUAGUUUGGAGGUCGUUACGAUUGAGGGUGAUGCGAAGAUUGUUAUUGACAAAGUCAACAUGGGUGGUGUUCAUGAUGAUGCUGGUGGGGCUUUAUUUGAGAAAAUUCGCCAUCUUAUUUUGGCUUCACCUGGGUUUAGGAUUCGAUUUGUGGGUAGACAGAAUAAUAGGGUAGCCCAUGUGAUGGCUAAGAAGGCCCCUGUCUUUGUUUCCUACGAGUUGUAAUGCUUUUGAUUUCCGUGCUUGGCUUUGGUCAGAGCCAGGUCAUAUGUAACUUUGUUUUCUUGUUUAAUGCAAGCUAUCAUUUCGUAAAAAAAAGCCACUUGUGCAAAUGAGCGGAACUACUCACAAGUGGCUCGUCGUUUGUAGUGAUGGCAAACGGGUGGAGUGGACGGGUAUCUCAAUACCCAUAUACGCUCCAAAUCAAGGACGGGAUGAGGUGAGUACUACCAGUUCAUAUACGGGGUAAGGCUGGUCGACCUUAGGUAACAAAUUCGUGAAGUGAGAAAUUAUAUAUCAUUAAUUGUUCAUAUACUAUUUAUUAUUAAAUAACAUAAUAUGAAGGAUUAAAAUUAAUAACUAAAUUAUAUUAUACCUAAAUUCUAGUUGAUCUCGCGAUCUAAUUAAUGAGUCUAGCUCAAAUAAAAGUGUAAAACUCAUUAAUGAACCAAACUCGAGUAGAACUCAAAUCAAACACUAGGCUCAAUUUAGAUAAAAACUCCGGCUCCACUCUUUCCCUUUAGCACUGUAUUCGUACUCAAAAGAAAAAACCGGUUGCUGCUGACGGUUGAGUGAAAGCAGAGUGAGCCGUAGUCGUACAACAUUCCAGAUUGAAACCACUAGGCAAUAAGUUUGUGUGUUGUCGUCGUCUUUUUCAAAGUAGAUGGACAAUUUCUACCCAGAGAAGGAAACUACAUGGAGAAGCGAGUCAGGCCACUUUCCGAUUCCCACAUACGCAGCUUCUUCGACGACGACGAUGACGACGACGAUGAAGACGUCGCUGGACUCGGCGGUUGCUACGGAGGUAGCCGCUUCGAGUUCCGUCCAAUUCCACUCCCGCAGUCGCCAGAUAACGCCCUCUCUCAUCCUCCUUUCAGAGGUUGGGAUUCUGUUGAACGCGUUGACGAUUUUGAUCUGAUUGCCGAGAUGAACCGAAGGAUGGAUGAGCACGCAGCCGCUUUGCUGCGAUCAGUAGAGAGUCUCAGCAGGCAUGUAUCUCGGAUGGAAAUCAGAACGCGGCAAUUGGAAGGUGCCUUCGAUGAUUUGAGGGAUUCCAUGGAGUUUUAUCAGGGGAAGACCGGUGGACAGCUACAGCAUCUUCAGAGUAUUCUAACGGAGGUUCAGGAUGGUGUCAAAGACUUGAGAGAUAAGCAAGACAUUGCAGUGGCACAGCUGCAUCUUGCCGAAAUUCACAAAUCGAAGGAUGUCUCUCAGUCUACAAAGAGAACCAACACCGUCCAAUCAUGCUCAGGCGAUCAACUCUCCUCAUCGAUGGCUCAGCAAUUCCACCAACCACCUUCUAAUAGCUUCACAAACACUAGACACCAGGGUUCAACUGAACUUCCAACAGCUGCAAGUCAGCCUCCUCUUUUACCUCCGGGAAACUUCCAUUCACCUGCCUCAACAUCCCCACAUUAUACAGUCCAAGCACCCUACAAUGCCUCUAUCCGACAGCAUGAAUACUUCCCACCGCUGCCCGAUUUGCCUUCAGAAACUUCAAAUCAGCUAGUCCGUUUUCCUCAAACCGAGCAACUACAGCCAUCAUUCUACGCCCAGCAGCCUCACCAAGAGCCACCUCUCACCAUGGUCAAUCCUCAAUCCAAUUAUCCGUCCACCCACCAUCCUGGACUAGCUCCUUUGUCCCCCUCGCAUGGAAGGUCAUUCCAUCGCCAACAGUCAAAUAGAGGCUCGGGUAAUGAGCUAUCUCCCUCACAUCGUCUCGGUGCCUCUCCAUUACCUAGUGGUAGACCAACUAUGAACUCUUGGCAACCCGUACAAUCAUCUUCAAUGGCAGCGCGUGAGAGCGACUUCUCAGGUUUACCAACUGCUCAGCUAUUGCCACGUGCAAUCCCGACUGCAUCCGCCAUUGAACCUUCGUCGGGGUCCUCUAGUGGGAACGUAAGCAGGGUACCUGUGGAUGACGUUGUCGACAAAGUGGUGGCGAUGGGGUUUCGGAGGGACUUGGUGAGAGCAACAGUGAAAAAGCUGACGGAGAAUGGCAAGGCAGUGGAUCUGAAUGUGGUGCUGGACAAGCUGAUGACCAGUGGAUAAAAAUGGUGGGGAGUGGGUCAAUAGCAGCACGAACGCCAUUGUUCAUGCGGUCCAGGUGAUGACAUUUGCGUACAGUUCGAUAUCUGGUUUGCGUACAGUUCAAUAUUUGGUUUGGGAAUAUUUUAGUGGUUGUGUGACAGGAGAAAUCGUUUGGUAAUAUCAUUUUGAACCCACAAUUGUUUGCUUCUUGUUGUGGGGUUGGGUUGCUCUGUAAAUCUUGUAAAGGUUAAACUUCUGGGAGUAAUCUUUCUGGGCAGAUUUGGUCAGCUUUGUGUGAGAGUGAGAUCAUGUUCAUGGGUUGGAUGUGUAGUUAGAUUUCGUGAGUUGAUUGAAGGGCAGUAUUCCACUCUUCUGAAACCCAAAAAAAAAAAAUUCUUCUUUUGCUUAUUUUUAUGAAUAUAUGUGUCUCUGUUUCUGAUGUUUAUUUUGUUACGGUUAGGCUUCUUAUAAAUUUUGUAUAUAAGUUAAAUUAUCAUAUCUUACUAUAUAUAUAUAUAUUUUUUUUUAUAUAAGGGUGAUAUAGGUUUUUUUUUGUAAUUAAGGUACUACUUAAGUGGAUUUGAAUCUGGGAUCUCCAGGUUCUAGCCUAGUGGUAUUACCACUUAACCAAGCCCUUAUUCGUCAAUAGAAUACCUGUAUUACC
Messenger RNA from Linum trigynum, 3464 nucleotides. Lineage: Eukaryota; Viridiplantae; Streptophyta; Magnoliopsida; Malpighiales; Linaceae. The record is from the annotation of a GenBank genome assembly.